GCCCCGCCCGCUCCUUUGUGACGCGGCGUUCCGAGCUUUAGGGCCCCGCACAGCCCGGAGGAGGCGCGGCCGGGCGAGCGUGCGCGGCGGGGAGGCAGCGGCAUGAGCUGCUACCAGCUCCCGGUGGUGAUCGACAACGGCUCGGGGAUGAUCAAGGCGGGCCUGGCGGGGACGCGGGAGCCCCAGUUCCUGUACCCGAACAUAGUCGGCCGCACCAAGGGCCCGAAGGGGGUGGAGGGGGCCCCGGAGCUGUGCGUGGGCGACCAGGCUCAGGAACGGCGGGGCGCGCUGUCCAUCAGCUACCCAGUGGAGCGCGGACUCAUUACUUCCUGGGGGGACAUGGAGGUCAUGUGGAAGCACGUCUUUGACUACAGCCUCAAGUUAAAGCCUGGUGAUGGCCCAGUCUUGAUGACUGAGCCUGCACUAAACCCACUAGCCAAUAGGCAACGGAUCUGUGAAGUGUUUUUUGAGCAUCUGGGUGUUCCUGCCUUCUAUAUAUCCAUCCAAGCUGUGCUGGCUCUCUUUGCUUCUGGCUUCACUAGUGGCUUGGUGCUGAAUUCGGGGGCUGGGGUUACCCAGUCUGUGCCUGUCUUUGAGGGUUACUGUCUACCUCAUGGUGUCCAGCAGCUAAAUCUAGCAGGUGCUGAUUUCACCAACUAUCUCAUGAUGUUAUUGAAGAACCACGGCAUCAUGCUGCUGAAUGCUUCAGACAGAAAGAUCGUUGCCAACAUUAAGGAGACCUGUUGUUAUGUGGCUUUGAACUACGAGGAGGAAGUGGCCAAGCAAUCGAAUGUUUUGGAGAAAGAGUACACACUACCGGAUGGGAAGGUCCUCAAGCUCAAGGAUGAGCUCUUUCGGUGUCCCGAAGUCCUCUUUUCCCCAUGUCUCAUGAACCUUGAUGUUCCUGGCAUCGACAAAAUGUGCUUCAGCAGCAUAAUGAAAUGUGAUACGGAUCUGAGGCAUUCCUUCUUCUCCAAUAUUAUCCUUGCUGGAGGAUCCACCUGUUUCCCUGGUUUAGAAAAGCGGCUGGUUAAGGAUAUAGCAAAGGUGGCACCGGCUAAUACUUCGGUGCAGGUUACGGCGCCCCCGGAAAGGCAGCUCUCAGUGUGGAUGGGAGGUUCCAUUCUUGCAUCCCUCUCCGCCUUCCAGGACAUGUGGAUCACCGCUGAAGAAUUCAAUGAAGUUGGACCCAAUAUAGUACACCAAAGAUGCUUCUGAAAUACAGAUAAAAUGCUUCAAAGAAAAA
Molecule: messenger RNA, 1246 nt
Organism: Perognathus longimembris pacificus (Pacific pocket mouse)
Lineage: Eukaryota; Metazoa; Chordata; Mammalia; Rodentia; Heteromyidae
Gene: Actrt3
Product: actin related protein T3
Exons: 2
Coding region: 103-1218 (371 amino acids)
Source: RefSeq, a predicted model, not a curated record